UUCUUUAUCCAUUUGUCAUCAUAGGAACUCAAAAAAAGCUAAAAGAAGAAGAAUAAGAAGAAGAAGAAGAAGCUAAAAGAAAUGGCAGCAAUGGCUGCACUUCAAAGUGCAAUGACUUCACUUUCUAUCUCAUCAAACAAUACUUUCUUUGGCCAACGCCUUUCCUUUCCCAGCUUCACUUCCACACAGGUGAAGAGACCAGAUAAUUCAUGUCUCAUUGUUGCGAGGAUUAAGCGGUGGGAACGGAAGAAAUGCAAGCCAAACAGCCUUCCAAUUUUACACAAAAUGCAUGUUAAGCUAGGAGACACGGUUAAAGUGAUAGCUGGAGAUGACAAGGGAAAAGUUGGAGAAGUGACUAAGAUCUUCAGGCAUAACAGCUCUGUGGUAAUAAAUGAAAUUAACUUGAAGACAAAGCAUGUGAAGAGUAGAGAAGAAGGAGAACCUGGCCAGAUUAUUAAGAUUGAAGCACCAAUUCACAGUUCAAAUGUGAUGCUCUACUCAAAAGAACAAGAUGUAGUAAGCCGAGUGGGUCAUAAAGUCCUUGACAAUGGGAAGCGAGUUCGCUACCUCAUAAAAACUGGUGAAAUUAUUGAUAGUGCAGACGACUGGAAGAAACUAAAGGAAGACAAGAACAAGAAAACCGAAGUAGCUGCAACUUCAUAGUAACACAGUGCAGUGAAUUGGCAAUUGAUUUAGAUUCUAGAACUCUAGGUGAGUUCCGUCAGCAUUUGUUUCUUUUCCGAUCGAGUUCUUUUGGCGUGGCCUCUUCCUUGAUUCAUAUGUGGCCAGAGUUAUAUUAGACCGCUGUUUGUAUGGCUAACUGAUACAGAUACAGGUUUUCUAGCCUACAGAUGUAAGUUUUUCUUUUGUGUUGUAUAUCAAAUGCAAUUAGUUGACCAA
Molecule: messenger RNA, 900 nt
Organism: Ricinus communis (castor bean)
Lineage: Eukaryota; Viridiplantae; Streptophyta; Magnoliopsida; Malpighiales; Euphorbiaceae
Product: 50S ribosomal protein L24, chloroplastic
Exons: 4
Coding region: 82-663 (193 amino acids)
Biological process (GO): translation
Cellular component (GO): ribosome; mitochondrion
Molecular function (GO): RNA binding; structural constituent of ribosome
Source: RefSeq, a predicted model, not a curated record